GUGUAAGAAAGAAAAACACAAAUAGUGACAAAAUGACAAAAUUAACAUAGCAAAACAUUGUUAUUUUGAUAAUUAUGGGGAGCGAUACAGUCUGUCGGAUCUGUCUGGAAUUUAAUGUUAAAAUGUACAGUUUAAAGUUUUAUCCAUUGGAGACCUAUUAUGAAGAUAUCGUAGAAGUUAACCCCGAAUGUUCUCCAGAUCUACCACAGUGUGUAUGUUAUCUUUGUGCAGGAUUAUUGAAAAAGUAUAGCAGAUUUAAAAGUAAAUGCUUAGUUGCACAAUCCUUAUUUUAUAAAAUACUAAAGUCUGGUAAAAAGGUCAAUAUUGAAUCAGUAAAAUCAUUAGAUAAACACUAUUUGAAAAAAUCAUUGACUAUUUAUACUGAAACGGAUGUCACACCAACAGACUUAUUCCACAACGAUUCUCCUACAGAAUAUUUGGACAUUCCAGCUGAUGAUAAUAUUAUUAUAGAAAAUGAAGACUCAUUAGAAAUAAAUGAAACAAAUUCAGAAGACUAUUGCAAUAUUGAAUACCUAAGCGAUGAAGAUUAUAGUGACUUACAAUCUCAGUUGGAUUCUAAAGAACUAUCGUUGGUACAUUUACAAGAAGAAAUUAAUACCAAUAGUAAUCUGAGCGAAAAUGACAUCAAAAUUGAGGCUGUAUCGAGUAGAGAAUUCCAAUUUGUUGAUACAAUCGAUGAUAUAUCGUCAUCACCAUCAGAGAAAAUUGGAGUUAAACAACCGAAGCGGAUUAGUAAAUCUAAUAUUUCUAAAACAGAUUCUGAAUAUCCUAUGGAAAAAAUUAGAAGGACCACACUUGAAGUAUCAGAAGAUGAAAUUAAUCUAAACGAAUGUUGUACCAUACAGAUUUUAAGCAAAGAAAAGCAGUUAGAAGAGAUAAUGAAACGGAAAUAUUCUAAAAACUACAAAAACUCUCCGCACAAGUGUCAGCUCUGCUACAAAGGUUUCUUGAACAACGAUGCUUGGAACCAUCACUUGUCCAAACAUUCAUCUAGCGCGGGCAGCUUGCAGUGCCCGGUGUGCAAGCUCCGGUUCAAGACCAGACAGAACCUGUACCGCCACGGGAUCAACCACGAGAGGAAGUACAUCUGUAAGCGGUGCAACCACGUCGCCACCACGGCUAAUCAAGCGAAGAUGCACCAGAGAUGGCACAGAGGGAUCACGUACACGUGUCACCUCUGCGGCGAAGUGUCCACGAAGUACACGUCACACCUGAGUCACGUGCGCAUCAAGCACCCGUCGCAGUUCGUGUGCGGCGCGUGCGGCUCUUCCUUCGUGAGCCGCCUGGGUCUGGCCAUGCACCGCGCCGUCAUGCACAAGCACCGCCCCGAGGCGGCGGAAGGCGGGCCGUACUGCGCGGAGUGCGACCUGCGGUUCGCGUCGCGUGCCGCCUACUCCAAGCACCUGCUCACGUCCGUCAGGCACGUCGAUGACGUCAACAACAAGUGCCGCAUCUGCGACGGGUCCUUCGAGUCGAGCCAAGCGCUGCAGGACCACGUGGCGCAGUGCCGCCGCGGGCUCCCCGAGAGGCCGGCGCCGCGGCCGCGGGGGGGCCGCCCCGCCCCCGCCCCGGACCAGAGCUGGCCGAUUAUAUGUGAACAGUGUCCGGAGCAGGUGGGCAGCGCGCGCGACUACUGGAACCACUUCCGGCGCGCGCACCCCGACCAGCCCUACCCCGCGCAGAGCAAUCACGUGUGCGACGUGUGCGGCCGCGGGUUCAGGCGUAAGUCGAUGUUGGUCUACCACAAGUGGAGUCACUCUGACGAACCCAAGUUCAAGUGUGAGACGUGCGGCAAGGCGUUCCAGCAUCCCAACGGACUCUAUUUCCACCGGAGAUGGCACACCGACCUAAGGCCGUUCUCCUGUCCCGUCUGUCCCAAGGCCUUCCUGGACAAGUUUGGGCUCGAGAGGCAUUUGAGGUGUCACACAGGGGAGAAGCCGUACCGCUGCCAGCUGUGCGACCGGGCGUUCAGCCAGUCCAACAGCCUCAAGGGACACAUCCAGAGCGUCCACUUGAAGAAGCCCUACCCCAAGCGCGCGCGCAGGCGCCGCCCCCGCCCCGACCCCCGCGCCCCCGCCUCGCCCCCCGCCUCGCCCCCCGCCGCGACCAACAAAAAACGGCUCAGUCGAUGAGUCUCCACAAAAACUUUGACGGUAAACAGUGCUCUAGAUCAGUGGUGCGCCAAUAUAGUUCGACUAUGACGCCUUCAGUACAGUAUUACUGGUGGUAGGACCUCUUGUGAGUCCGCACGGGUAAGUACCACCGCCCCGCCUAUUUCUACCGUGAAGCAGUAAUGCGUGUUUCGGUUAGAAGGGUGGUGCAGCCGUUGUAAUUAUACUGAGACCUUCGAACUUAUAUCUCAAGGUGGGUGGCGCAUUUACGUCAUAGAUGUAUAUGGGCUCCAGUAACCAAUUAACACCAGGUGGGCUGUGAGCUCGUCCACCCUUUUAAGCAAUAAAAAAAAGAAAUAUUUGGGCGACCCCUAGAUAAGGAGGAAGUAGUUCAUAAAUCGACCGAAAUGUAAAAAAAUUGGAGACCACCAACCAUCUUCCGGUGAUCCCCACAGAGGUCGCGACCCCCCAUUUUGCGCACCACUGUUCAAUAUUAUUAAAAUCAGUAGACUCUUAGCAUGUAAUUAAUUAUAGUAAAUGUAUUGAAGAAAUAAUUUAUGUUGUUUAAUAAAGUUCUGAGAACUGA
Messenger RNA from Bombyx mori (domestic silkworm), 2718 nucleotides. Its product is annotated as zinc finger protein ZFP2. The transcript has 13 exons. Gene Ontology annotation, cellular component: nucleus. Gene Ontology annotation, molecular function: zinc ion binding. Bases 75 to 2153 code for a protein of 692 amino acids. The record is from RefSeq and is a predicted model, not a curated record. Lineage: Eukaryota; Metazoa; Arthropoda; Insecta; Lepidoptera; Bombycidae.